Molecule: messenger RNA, 1026 nt
Organism: Calypte anna (Anna's hummingbird)
Lineage: Eukaryota; Metazoa; Chordata; Aves; Apodiformes; Trochilidae
Gene: SPDYA
Product: speedy/RINGO cell cycle regulator family member A
Exons: 6
Coding region: 1-927 (308 amino acids)
Biological process (GO): positive regulation of cyclin-dependent protein serine/threonine kinase activity
Molecular function (GO): protein kinase binding
Source: RefSeq, a predicted model, not a curated record
AUGAGACACAAUCUGGUGUGUCAGACAUCUCCCACCAUCUCUCUUCGUUUAAAAUUGAGUGCGUCUCGAUCACAUCAGCAAAAAAACCUUAACAGAGUAAAGCGGUCUACUUCUAAAGGCAAUGAAGAAGUUGGUGAAAAAAAGGUUCCUACUCAGAAGUAUAAAUGUCCAAAGGGACCAUGUCUAGUUAUUCAGCGUCAGGAAAUGACAGCUUUCUUUAAAUUAUUUGAUGAUGAUCUAAUACAAGACUUUCUUUGGAUGGACUCUUGUUGUAAAAUUGCAGAUAAGUAUCUCUUGGCAAUGACUUUCGUUUAUUUCAAGAGGGCUAACUUCACAAUAAAUGAAUAUACCAGAUCCAAUUUCUUUGUUGCUCUGUAUCUGGCAAAUACAGUUGAAGAAGAUUAUGAAGAAUCAAAGUAUGACAUUUUCCCAUGGGCUUUGGGAAAAACCUGGAGAAAGCGCUUCCCUGAUUUCUUAACUUUAAGAGAUCAACUGUGGAGUAGAAUUGACUACAGGGCUAUUGUAAGCAGACGCUGCUGUGAAGAGGUGAUGGCUAUUGCUCCAACACAUUACGUAUGGCAGCGAGAACGUUCAGUUCACCAUAGUGGAGCUGUGAGAAACUACAGUCAUGAAGUACAGCUGCCCCAAGGACCUCGUGCUACUCCGACAGCCUGCCUGCUUUGUGGCAAGAAGGGAAGAUUUGUACAGCUAGGAUUAUCAUCAUCUUCCUCCUCAUCUACUAGCACUCUGGAGAUGGAAUUACAGUCAGGCCAGAAUUUGAAGGACACCUUUCCAACUGAAGAAAUGCUCAUUGACUCUCCUUUCUAUCGUGUCCAAGACUGUCAGAGCCUGUCCAGCCAAAGGAGACGAGGUAGCACCUUUAGCCAAGACAAAUCCAUGGACUGGUUUACAAGUAAUGAAGAAUGAAAUACACCCAAUGAGACAGAAACUAACAUUGUGCUUUUUGGAACAACUUUUGUUGCAUCCCAACAUUAUACCUAUUGAUUCUGUUAAAACCUUUCCCUU